Messenger RNA from Ustilaginoidea virens, 2001 nucleotides. RefSeq lists its product as uncharacterized. Gene Ontology annotation, biological process: nuclear-transcribed mRNA catabolic process, nonsense-mediated decay; positive regulation of translation. Gene Ontology annotation, cellular component: nucleolus; cytoplasm. The coding region runs from base 1 to 2001 and encodes 666 amino acids. Gene Ontology annotation, molecular function: mRNA binding. The record is from RefSeq and is a predicted model, not a curated record. The transcript is spliced from 4 exons. NCBI's taxonomy places the organism in Eukaryota, Fungi, Ascomycota, Sordariomycetes, Hypocreales, Clavicipitaceae.
AUGUCUACAAAGGCGCCGCAAGUCCUGUUGCGCAAGGCAAAUGGAACCGCAAACGGGGCCGCUGGCCAAGGGUCCGACCAAAUUAACGCCAGACACAGGAGAAACGCUGGCAAUGAGGAUUCUGGCAGUACGGCAAAAGGCAGAAAAGGGAAUGCUUCGCUAGACAAACGAAGCUCAACCAAGAACGUAACAGAAGGUGAAGCGCGGUCCCUGCCAAAACACCCCAGAGCUAGAGCGCACAAUGAAGGCGAAAAGAUGGUCGUCCGCCGCUUGCCACCAGGCAUGACGGAGCAAGAAUGUGUUUCCGUUCUGGGGCCUGAGUGGCAGCUUUCCAACGGCAAGGUUGACUGGUUUUCGUAUGUCCCGGGAAAACUUUCGCUCGAUCCUUCGGAACCGUCUCGGCCUGGUCGGGCUUAUCUUCACUUGAUGCGGAAAGAUGACAUCAUGCCCCUCGCGGACCAUGUCAGGAACGCAACCUGGGAAGAUGCAAAGUCAACGUUCAGAAACCCAGCAUUGGUGGGACCGCCUGCGCUGGAGUUUUCCGUCUACAAAAAGAUUCCCGGACCCAAGAAACGAACAGACGCUCGGCAGGGCACUAUUGACCAAGAUCCCGAAUUCAUGGCUUUCCUGGAAGACCUCGCAAACCCUGCCCCCAUGAGAGAGAGCAUUGACAUUGAGCAUUCUGAUGAAGCCGCAAAGGCAGAAACCAAGAUGACUACGACACCGCUGAUCGAGUACCUGAAGGAGAAAAAGGCCAACAAGGGCAAGGAUGGUGGCUCGGGCAAGAAUUCCAAAUCUGGCGGAAAGGGCAAGGGCGGACCAAGGGAUGCCGAGUCUUCCGGCAAGAAGAAGAGCAAGGAAUCGAACAAAACCGACAAAUCGGAAAAGGGGCCCAAAGAAACGAUCAAGAUUCUGACCAAGAAAGCUGCGGCCGAGCAAGCAGCGGAAACCGCAAACGCCGACGCCAAUGGGAACGCUGCUGGCGUUGGCGUUUCCGCCGCCCCCGGUGCCGCGACGGCUGCGACGGCUGCGACGGCUGCGACGGCUGCGGACGCGUCCAAGAGUCGACGGGCUGGCAUCGCCGCCGCCGCGAGGAUUUUGCAGCGAGAUCUGGGCCUGAGCCCCGGAAGCGCCCAUAGGCGGGCUCGGCAUGAUGCGGCCAAGGCCGAGGCUGAUGCCAAGCCAGCUGGCACACCCAACAAGCCCGCCCGCAACGCGACGCCUGAUGCUCCUGCCGACGCGGCAGCCCCGGCAGCAGAACCACCAGCGGCAGCACAGUCGUCCAAAGGCAGACCGGAGAGCCCUGCCCCUGCCUCCACAAAGCCGCAGCCGGGACGCCGAACCCGUGGCGGCAAGACUGCCGAAAAAGCCAAGGGAGCCGCGAGUAACGCAGCACCUGCGGCAGCCGACCAGUCGACAGCAAGCAACCCUCCCGUAAUUCUAAGGAAGAGGACCGAAGCCGACACGGGCCAAAAGGCCGCCGGACCUCAGCACGCUGGCCCAACUCACAACUCCAACCCGGCCAAGGGCGAUAAACAAGCAGCCGCGAAAGACAAGGCGGGAGGCGGCAAGCAAUUGUCGCAAAAGAAGACACCCAACGCCGACGCGAAUGCUACCAGCGCAUUUGUCAAGCCUGUCAGUGCUUCCCAGGGCGUCAAUGACGCCUCCCUCCGAGAAGCUCUCGGGGUAUUCGGCACCAUCGCACUGGUGGAAAUCGACAAGCGCAAGGGCUUUGCGUACGUCGACUUUUCCGAACCCGACGCCCUCGCCAAAGCCAAGGCAGCUAGCCCGGUGCAGAUUGGGCAGGCGUCUGUCCAAGUUGUCGAGCGCAAGGAUAAGAAGCCUGGCAAGGAUGCCGCGCCCCCGAGCCGAGAGAGGGAGAAGCCGUCGAGCGGCCGCGGCCGAAGGGGCCGCGGUGGCGGUAAGGCUGGCGGCACCGCGGUAAAUGGCCAGACCGCCACUGCUGCCAAGGAGGCACCCGCCACGAGCACGGGCGGAUGA